This is a messenger RNA of Culex pipiens pallens (northern house mosquito), 1803 nucleotides long. It is a transcript of the gene Clc, whose product is annotated as clathrin light chain. Bases 111 to 845 code for a protein of 244 amino acids. NCBI's taxonomy places the organism in Eukaryota, Metazoa, Arthropoda, Insecta, Diptera, Culicidae. The record is from RefSeq and is a predicted model, not a curated record. The transcript has 6 exons. Gene Ontology annotation, molecular function: structural molecule activity; clathrin heavy chain binding. Gene Ontology annotation, cellular component: synaptic vesicle membrane; clathrin coat of trans-Golgi network vesicle; postsynaptic endocytic zone cytoplasmic component. Gene Ontology annotation, biological process: clathrin-dependent endocytosis; intracellular protein transport; clathrin coat assembly.
CUGUCACUUGCAAGUAAUUUGUCACUGUUGGAAGGAAGCGAAAAAUUUGCUCGCGUUAACGCUGCUCCGCCCGUUUUUUCGUGAAUUUUCACCCAGAAAUCGCACCCGCAAUGGACGCCUUCGGUGACGGAAACUUCGAGCAGACCGAGGUCGACCCGGCGGCGGAGUUUUUGGCCCGCGAGCAGAACGCUCUCGCUGGGUUGGAGGACGAAAUUCCCCCGGUCGUCGCAGGAAAUGGAGACGCAGCAAGCGAUGACGUGACUCAAGCAAGAUCAGAUGCACUAGGGGGACUAGAGUUCGAAGAGACGGGCAGCUUUGAAAUGAUCAAUGCCGCCGAUUCGGCCGCCAACGGCGGGGCCAGCGGUCUGCCGGAUUUUGGUGCCCCGGCCGAUCUGGACGCGGACGGUUAUCCUAGUAACAACGAAGACGAUGGUAAUGAUGAUUUUUCAGGGUACACAGUGCCGAAGCAAGUGACGGAGGAGCCGGAAAAGAUCCGCAAGUGGCGCGAGGACCAGAAGACGCGCCUCGAGGAGAAGGACCGCGAGGAGGAGCGGAAGCGGGAGGAACUGCGGGAGCAGGCCCGCAAGGAGCUGGAGGAUUGGUACAAGCACCACGAGGAGGCCAUCUCGAAGACCAAGUCCGCAAACAGGGAAUCGGCCAAAAACGCCGAGAAGCAGUUCGUGGCGGAGACGGACGAGAUCGAGCCGGGCACGGAGUGGGAGCGCAUCGCCAAGCUGUGCGACUUUAACCCCAAGACGAACAAGUCGAGCAAGGACAUCUCGCGGAUGCGCUCGAUCAUCCUGCAGCUGAAGCAGAACCCGCUCUCGACCAGCAAGAAGGUUUAAGGUGGUGUGGGGAGAAGAAAAUGGGGGUUGAAUUCCGUCUCAGUGUUAUGGAAGUGAGGAGGAAUCGUGUAAGAAAGAUGAGGCAGAUGAAGACAAAAACACACUACACACUAUAGGCAAAAAUGAUGAAUUAUAAAUAAUAUAUUACAGAAUAAUACAGAUUUAUAGUGAGAAUUGAAAGAGUAAAACACAAACACUCGACAAAAAUUUGCUUUCGUCUACUUGAAAACUUUAUUGAUUACACACCGUCGUAGUAGAGUUGUAGUUGUGGGGUUUCCUUUGCUUUUUGUGUUGUUGUUUUUUGAAGAUUCUCCGCAAGUCGAUUAAAUACUGGGCUAAAAUACGCGCAGAGCUGCUCGCGCGCGUCGUCUUCAAUUUAAAAAUUGCUCCUAUGAAUCACUAAAUUAGUAUUAGUUUAAAGGUAGAUAAAUCUUUUGCGACACUUUGCGGAUCGACGUUCCAAACUGUUAUCAUUCCUUUUUGCCUAUUAUUUUUGUCGUUUUUAUUUUAUUUGUUUCCCCUUUUUUUUGUUUCUGCUUUGAUUUCCCUAAUUUGCUAAUAUGAAUACAUAUUUCAUUUAUAUAAUCUUCAUGUGCUAGUUUUAUACGUUCCACAUCUAUUCUCUCAUCAUCAAUCAUUUGGACCGGGUGCAUCCACACUGCACCAAUGAUGACGCAUUAAGAUUUUUUUAAAGUUUCUUCCACUGGAUGUAAGGAAUGUUUGAAAACAAAGACGAGAAAGAAAAAAAACAGAAACGUUUCAAGUAGAAAACCCACUCACAUAAACAUUUAUCGUAAUCGCUAAAUCAUAGUGCUAAUAAGAAGAAAAGAUAAACAAAAAAGUAUCGUUAAUCGAAAUCCUAAAAUAAAAAUGCAUUCAAAAAGUGUAUAACAAAAUGCCACGUGCACGUGUGUGUGCGUGCGGAAUAAAUCUAAAUAAUGUUGAGGAGAAAAAAGUA